Octodon degus (degu) is the source of this 2118-nucleotide messenger RNA. RefSeq names its product NUAK family kinase 2 (gene Nuak2). The coding region runs from base 1 to 1920 and encodes 639 amino acids. Lineage: Eukaryota; Metazoa; Chordata; Mammalia; Rodentia; Octodontidae. Gene Ontology annotation, molecular function: ATP binding; protein serine/threonine kinase activity; tau-protein kinase activity. Gene Ontology annotation, cellular component: cytoplasm. The transcript is spliced from 7 exons. The record is from RefSeq and is a predicted model, not a curated record. Gene Ontology annotation, biological process: microtubule cytoskeleton organization; protein phosphorylation; intracellular signal transduction.
AUGGAGUCCUUGGCCUUCUCGCGUCGCCCGGGCCCGGCUCCUUCGACCGCCACCGCCCUGACCGCCGAGCUCGCCCGGCCAAUGGGCGAGGGGCUCAUCAAGUCGCCCAAGCCCCUGAUGAAGAAGCAGGCGGUGAAGCGACAUCAUCACAAGCACAACCUGCGGCACCGCUACGAGUUUCUGGAGACCCUGGGCAAGGGCACCUACGGGAAGGUGAAGAAGGCGCGAGAGAGCUCGGGACGUCUGGUGGCCAUCAAGUCAAUCCGGAAAGACAAAAUCAAAGAUGAGCAAGAUCUAAUGCACAUACGGCGGGAGAUUGAGAUCAUGUCGUCACUCAACCACCCCCACAUCAUUGCCAUCCAUGAAGUGUUUGAGAACAGCAGCAAGAUUGUGAUUGUCAUGGAGUACGCCAGCCGAGGAGACCUGUAUGACUACAUUAGUGAGCGGCAGCGGCUGAGCGAGCGGGAAGCCCGGCAUUUCUUCCGGCAGAUCGUCUCUGCAGUGCACUACUGCCACCAGAAUGGGAUUGUCCACCGAGAUCUCAAGCUAGAGAACAUCCUCUUAGAUGCCAAUGGAAAUAUCAAGAUCGCUGACUUUGGCCUCUCCAACCUCUACCACCAAGGCAAGUUCUUGCAGACAUUCUGUGGGAGCCCCCUCUAUGCAUCACCUGAGAUUGUCAACGGAAAACCUUACAUGGGUCCAGAGGUGGACAGCUGGUCUCUGGGUGUUCUCCUCUACAUCCUGGUACAUGGCACCAUGCCCUUUGAUGGGCAGGAUCACAAGAUGCUGGUGAAGCAGAUCAGCAGUGGGGCAUACUGCGAGCCACCCAAACCUUCCGAUGCCUGUGGCCUGAUUCGGUGGCUACUGAUGGUGAACCCCACCCGCCGAGCCACACUGGAGGAUGUGGCCAGUCACUGGUGGGUCAACUGGGGCUAUCCCACCCGUGUGGGGGAGCUGGAAGCUGUACGUGAGAGUGGGCACAGUGGCAGUGACUCUGCCCGUGCCUCCAUGGCUGACUGGCUUCGCCGAUCCUCCCGCCCACUCCUGGAGAACGGGGCCAAAGUGUGCAGUUUCCUCAGACAGCAUGCGCCAGGUGGCGGUGGCAGUGGAGAUGGCAGCACACCCAGCCUGGAGCGCCAGCACUCACUCAAGAAGUCCCGCAAGGAGAAUGACAUGGCCCAGUCUCUCCAGGCUGAUCUAGCUGAGGAUGCCUACACUCGUCCUGCGAAGGGCAGCCUCAAGCUGCCAAAGGGCAUCCUCAAAAAGAGGGUGUCAGGCUCCUUAGAGGGGACACAGGUGGACACACAGGAACCUAGCCCAGUUCCUGAGGGUGCAGGGCAGGCCGCUCCCCUGCUCCCCAAGAAGGGCAUCCUCAAGAAGUCUCAGCAGCGUGAGUCAGGCUACUACUCCUCUCCGGAGCCCAGUGAGUCUGGGGAGCUCCUGGAUGCUGGUGACGUGUUUGUGAGUGGAGAACAGGAGCAGCAGAAUCCUCCACAGCCCCCGGGAUUGCUUUUUCAUCGCAAGGGCAUCCUCAAAGUCAAUGGCAAGUUCUCAAGGGCAACCUUGGAGCUCACUGCCCCCACCACCUUUGGUUCCUUGGACCAACUGGCUGCCCCACACCCCCCAAACCGGGCCAGCCGCCCCUCCCCAUCGGGGGCUGUGAGUGAGGACAGCAUCUUGUCCUCUGAGUCUUUUGACCAGCUGGACUUGCCCGAACGGCUCCCUGAGCCCCCUCUUCGGGGCUGUGUGUCUGUGGACAACCUCACUGGGCUUGAAGAACCCCUCUCACAGGGUCCUGGCAGCCGCCUGAGGCGCUGGCAGCAGGACCCCCUGAGUAAUAGCUGCUUCUCCCUGACGGACUGCCAGGAGGUGACAGAGGCCUACCGCCGGUCUCUGGGGGUCUGCUCAAAGCUCAGCUGAUGGAUAUGGGCCAUUGGCCCAGCCUGGGCAGGCUCUAAAAUGUAGCUGGCUGCACCUUGUAGGCCUAGCGCCUUUUCCUGGGGCAGGAAUCCCAGCUCCAAAGGCUGUGGAGCCCUAGAUGGGAGAGCAGGCGAAUGAAUUGCUGCGAGGGCUCUGUGCCUCACACCUGAUCUAACCAGGAAAGUGAUGUAAGAAUAG